UUAAAUACCAUGAAUACAUAGAUGGAUGAAAAAGAAGUACAAUAAUAGCAUACCUUGCUGCGUUGAUAAGGCAUCUAAUUUAUAAAGGUAGAUAUAUUCAUUGUGUCAACCAUAUUAUGGCUAGCCUUCUCUUGGUUCCUUUCCAACCCAAAUUACUAAAGAAGUUUCAUAUAAAGGCAGCAUCAAACUCCAUUAGGAAUGAGAAAACUUCCUCAUUCAGUUUCAGAAGCAAAGCCAAUGUUCCUAUUUAUGAAUUGCCAGGGGCUUCCUUUGAUCAAUAUAUGGAUGACAAGCAGAGAGUUUUUAGAGCUGUGUUUUCUGAUAACAAAGGAUUAACUACACAGCUCAAUGAGGAAGUGUGGAGGAUUAAAAUGCCUCCCAUACAAUGCUUAUUCUUAAAUAUCAAGCCAACAGCAGAUGUCAGGUUAACAUUCAAGUCCAAUGGGGAAGAUUAUCCCCCUCACAUUCCUCAUCAUGUCACAAAAGUUCUUGAGCUUCACUUUAUAAGGUGGGAGCUACAGGGUCUGAAUACCUUUAACAAGAAUCCUUACCACAUUAGCCUAGAUGUUAAAGGUUCUCUAUACCCAGAAAGGAAGGGAAAAUAUAGCUGGCUUAAGAAUCAAAUGGAGAUGAAGAUAACCUUUUGUGUUUCUCCAGGAACAACUUUCAUUCCUGAAAAUAUAUUAGAGGAUGCCUUAGAGCUGGUUUUCAAAACAGUGUUGGAUGAAAUGAAGCAGGAAUUUCAUGGUAGAUUAUUAGAAGAUUAUAACAGGUUCAAGAGAAACAAAUCCAAGAAGAAUUCUGUAUAAACUUUGCUAUUCCAUUCUAAUAGCAAGAACAAAUCAAUUCUGAUUAACAAUUUAUCCACUGAUCCUGUUACCUCA
This is a messenger RNA of Cajanus cajan (pigeon pea), 884 nucleotides long. RefSeq lists its product as uncharacterized. Lineage: Eukaryota; Viridiplantae; Streptophyta; Magnoliopsida; Fabales; Fabaceae. The record is from RefSeq and is a predicted model, not a curated record.